Messenger RNA from Suillus clintonianus, 5008 nucleotides. RefSeq lists its product as uncharacterized. The coding region runs from base 56 to 4951 and encodes 1631 amino acids. The transcript is spliced from 10 exons. The record is from RefSeq and is a predicted model, not a curated record. NCBI's taxonomy places the organism in Eukaryota, Fungi, Basidiomycota, Agaricomycetes, Boletales, Suillaceae.
GGUGGCCGAGCGGCACUGAUUAGAUAUUCAGCUCCUUUAUCUUUUCUCAAUUACUAUGCCUUUUGACUUAAUCAAACAUAUAUUCAAGUUUUUCUAUCCCCCGGGCAUAGGCAAUCAAGACUAUUCUGCGCCGGGCAUUGGGAACCUCAUUCCCUGCUAUGACCGCACAGGUAAUCUAAUAGCCUUUCUUCCAGCCUCUCCACCAACAGGUCCCAUCACACAUAGAACUGGUGCUGCUGCACUCUCCGCCUCGAAUGCUUCAUCCCUCCCUCGACCCAUGAGACACCAUUCACAGGAGCUAUUCGAUCUUCCCCAAGGCUCAAAAUCUAACCCACGCCGACCUGCGCGAAGUCCUAGUCCUCGAGCAAUUCAACGUCGUGGUCCAGAUCGUCCAUCCAACUCUCAACGUCCCAAAUCUGGCCCAGGUGACCAGACACUGGCAGAUGAUUUGUGGGAUCCAUGGCCAGACGGAGACUUCGAACGGUUGUUCACAUGGGUAGAGGUCACAAGAACUGCCAAUCUCAGUGAACAUUGGGCCUGCCAGCCAGGAGGAGGAGACAAGAGGGGAUCAGAGUCAGCAUUGACGUGGCCACAAGGUAAAAAGACGAGACGUGUUUGCUUGGGGGUCAUUACCUGCGACGAACCGACGUGCGAGGUUGUCACGCGUCCACGUAUACGCCGAGCUGGCAUUAUGGCGCAGCUGAGUGUACCCUGCCUUUGUGGUGGGCAGCUUACACACAACGACUGUGGUGUCACGUCGGUGCUGCAUUCAUUCAAAGAAGGUGUCUACUACAUCCACAAGGGUGUUCAUAACCACCCAAAGCAAACUCACGUCUUGCAUCUGACCUGUGACGAGCGGACGAGAUUUGAACAGAUUGUCUUCGAAAAUCCUACUACUGGCCCAGCAGCAUUGGUUGCUGGUCGUCAUAGUCUUUCUGGUACCCGCGAAUCAGUCGCUACGAUCUCUACAGUGCUUCUCAACCAGGACCGUGUCAAGGCUGAGCUUCAAGCACUCCAGGGCAAGUCCACUCGAAACUUUGUCGACGACUUUGCAGAAUUCCAAAGAAAUCAUCCAGGCUACGUGUUGUAUUCUCAAUUCGAAGUCGUUACUGUUGUCGUCGUUCAAACUCAAUUCAUGGUGUCGCAACUAGUAACCGACUUCAUCGAGGCCGAGGCCGUCAAUGGCAUUGUUUCAGAUGCAGCGCAUGGAUUUUGGCACUCGCCGAAAGAUCUUCUCAUAAUCAGUUCAACAUAUUCACCUUUGCUCGCAUGCUGGGUACCUGGACUCAUGACCUAUGCCAAUGGAGGUUCAGCCGAACACUAUCGAUUACAUUUUCUCAUCCUUUUCAACUCCAUGGCAGACGAAUGCGAGAAGUAUGGCCACAAAGUCAAUGAUGAAUUAUUUGGAAAUGUUGUCGACUUCAGCGAGGCUGAGCGAGUCGGCUUUACUCAAGCAUUCAUUACGUUCUGGACCAAUCGCGAGGAUUCAUGCUCUCUGGCCGAACUUGAAGAUGCAGCAGGUGCACUCCUCAAAGGCUGUCAGCAGCAUUACCGUUCUCAGGUCACGCGCAUCAAAAAAAUCAGCGGAGUCAUUGACCCCAGCAAGGCAGAUAAUUUUCAGAGUCGUGCCCUUGCCCUGUUGUCAGUCUCCGAUAUGGACACUUUCAAGCAAAAGGUCACUUCCCUUUUACGAGACUAUCCCAAGUUAAAGCCAUGGCUUGAGUGGUGGCUCCGUGAUAGCCAUGCUCAGAUGCUAUUUCCGCCGUUUCAGAAGAUGAAGACCGGUCUAUUCCAGGCGAUGCCAAACUCCACUAAUGCGGAAGAGGCAAUGCACGCCAAGCUAUAUGCGACAGUUGGUAAACGCUACCACUUGAUGGAGGGGCUGCUCUGCCUCCAAGUUUUCAUGGAAAGCUUCCAGCUACGUGCAGCUGGCCGAAGUGUGGGCGCUCCGAUUCGCUAUGGAACAGCCAAGACCUGGCAAAAUAACCUGCAAAUACAUGGUCGCACGCAUCCAGAAAGAGCACCACUAUCUCAGCGGUCAAAGUCCAGAAAAAAUGAUGGCCGACCUCCGGAUACCUCACGCCAGCUCCUGCGAACCCGGUCAAAGUCUCGUGGCAAGCAGCAAGUCUGGAAGGAAAACUUGGACUCAUGCUCCGACAGUUCGCUCGACUCCAACAUCUCGAACCAUCCAUUGAGCUCACGGCCCAGUUAUGCUUGGUCUAAAAACUCGUGCUGGCUCGAUACCUGCCUUGAGCUCAUGUUCAUUACCAUACAGCCUGACUUUUAUACUGUCUUUCAGCCACGCUUCCUUGGAAUCCGCGAGGCACAUCCCUUAUGGGCUCUGAAUCAGGUUAUGAAAGUUCAUAUGAGUAUUGACCAGCCAUCCAAUGCAUCUCGUAUUUUGACGACUCAACGUGAUGGGUUCCGAAAGAAUCUCAAGGCCACGCACAUCGUCAAGGACACGUCAGGUCCAGACGGAGUAUUUGGCUGGCUAGGAAGGGUAUUCAAACUUCUCCUGCACGACAUGCCACCAGAAGAGACAUAUCUUGCUCGCACUUUCUUCGAGGCACAGACCAUAGACCUGCAAUUUUGCUCGGGUCCUUCAGGUGGACCGACACACUGGCAAAUACCACGUCGACCCCAUCCAAAGUGUCAUUUUCAGCUUAACAUCGAACUCUCCGUACAAUACAAGGGCGACCUAGCUGCUUGGUUCCGUCACCUGGUUCGUGUGAACAAGGAGCCCACUUCGAAGACUUAUUGCUGGCGAACUUUGGAUGCGGAAGUUUUAUGUCAUGGCUCCCCGAACUUCCUCACUCUGUAUCUUGGGAUUCCUGUGAUGCUCAUAGUUGAGUUCGGUGAUGUCCUCCAUCAUGGCAACAAAUGGAACAUUCCCAAGCACAUAAGACCACUCACAAAAGAAGCUGAAGAAAAGCAUUUGCUCGUUUACGAUGUCGUUGGUCUUGCCUUUUGCGAUCGCACCUCAAACCUCGCACACUUUGUUGCUCGCUACUCACCUGACGGCAAGAGGGUCUAUCAUUAUGAUGACCUUUCGCAUGGUGGAUUUGCACAACUGAUGAAGAAUGCAACUCUCAAAAGCCAUCUUGUGGGCAAUUUGCACGACAUCCCUGCACCGGCAGGCUUCAAUGUUCAUGGUGUUGUGUAUAGGUUACGUGGGGGCUCCACCGCACAGGAUUUCUUCGCCGAGUAUCAAAUAGCGGCUGCAGAACGUUUGCACCACGUUCACAUCGAACGCGACAUGCAGUCAUCAAAAUCAAUUCCUACCAUUUCAUUUUCUUGGCCUGGAGUAUCUGCCGUUGAUCCAGACAAUCUUAUUUGGCUCAAAAACCCGGCAACUACACAGAAUGUAGAAUACGAGGAGGUGGUAAGCACAGGCAGUAAUUCCAAGAACACACAUUCUGGCCGAAAACAACUUCGGAUCUUGUUACCAGCAACGGAAAUUGAAGAUCAGCCAUCUGGGAGCAAGGAGCAAAUUCAAUCGAAGAGUUUACCCGAUCCAUUAGAAAAUUCAUUGGACCUUCAGGCAUCCGGUGACGAGGAGGCUGCUGUACCCAAGAUAGAAAAAUCAUUGGACCUGGAUGACGGCGAGAGUGAAGCAUCCGACUAUACAUUUCAUUGCAGGUGUGGAGCUCAAGGCAAUGGUCACGAUGUUGCAGGUGGCCAGAAGACAAUUCGAUGCGAUCUGUGUGAAAAUUGGUCACACAUUGCUUGUCAGAGAGGUGGUCGAGCGAGCAAUCUCCAUCCGAAAGCAAAAUUCCAUUGUGAUGGAUGCUCGACACAGCAGUCAAAAGAGGUGCCGCCAACUCGCAACAGCAGAAAAGCCACGAGCAAGAAGAAAACGGCUCUGCUUCCUACACGUCUAAUCGCCGGCAAAGGAGCUCUUGCUCGUCUUGGGAAGUACUGGUAUCCUGUGCGGCUGAUUCAGUCCUAUGUUGCUGCCAAUCUCCACGGAACUGCACAUAACCGAGUACACUGGCGAGUCGUUUGGUGGCGCGGUUGCAAAUUUCCAUCAAGUCUCGGAUCACCUCCUGGUGAUGUUGAGCAAGGAGAUCUCGUGGACGAACUGUGGCAGGACCAUGCUAAGAGGCGUGAGAUCCGUCUCGGAGAAUGGGUUCACUCUUGGGAUACCCCUCGCGAAGAAGACUUGAUUCAAAACUUUAUGUCAGCACCAGCAUCAAAAGAAUUGGACAACAUUCUACGACCUCAUAUAGCUUCGCUUCAGAAGCUCCUUGACAGUCCUGACUUGAACGAGCGUGGCGCAGAGGCAUAUCCUGUGAUAGACUACAUCAUGCAUUCGAAGAAGAACCUACUAGACGGUGUAGGUGCAUACAGCAUCCCAUAUUGUGGCGACAUCUCAUCUCACGAGUAUGCGAAAAUCGCACGUUGGUUCUCUGAGAACAUUCCCGGUGCUUCGAGUCAAGUCGAAAAAUGGCUCGGCGGCAUGCCUUUAGUGCACGCCUUCACUCUUGUUGUUGCUCACCGAAAGGCUGGUGAUUUCAAAAAAUGUCUGGAAGCUCAGAACGAGCAAUGGAAUGAAAGAGCACUGUUGAAGAUGGCAUGGGCUGACCUACUGAUCAGUUAUCCUGCUGACAGCUUUGUCGCAGACGUAGACCUCGAGUGCUUAACUGCACUAGAAGCAAGGAUGUUCGAGGAUUCUGAAGAAGCAGGGCCUGCAGGCAACCAGCAGUGGGGUUUGGAUGCUGGUCAACAUCAUAGGCGGUGGAACGUGUAUCUGAAUGUGCCUAGUGAAUGGGUUAGCGGACGAGAAUACAGUGAGAGUGAAUUAGAGCAUGGCCGCUUGUUCAGCGAUAAUUCCGACGCCACGUCAGAAGCUGAAGUUGCAGCUCCUUCGCUGCUGGCUGAAGAAGAACUUGUUGCCGUGAAACGUCGCAAGGGCCCACAGAGAGUCCAGAGAGGGAGUAAAAGAAAAUAGUUCUUGUUUGAUUAGUAGCUCUAUGCAUGGCCUGAGUCAGUCAAUGAAUAAAUAGCG